AUGUUUAAAAUUACAAAAUUCUCAGUACCCCAUAUUUUAAUUGAUGCUGCGCGCCAAGCUGCUAGCAAAUCUGGUGGCAAAGGAGCCGGUGACAAAUGUGGGCCUCCUAAAAAAUCAGGUGCAUGUGGGCCUAAGAAAAACUCAAAACCAGAUACUGAGAAACGUGGUGGUGGUGCCCCACUAGCUACUCCACCCUCUAGUCCAACCACUGGUGGUACUGGAAAGGCACCUCUUGGAAGUUUGGGUGGCGUUGGAAGAGAAAGCAGCUGCAAGGCGAAGGUACCGAAAUCCGGUAAAGGCACCAGUACGGCGGAAGCUUUUAGAAAGAUCUGUUUGUUCGGUAUCUUGCCAGCUAUUGCCUUAUUGCAUAUCCUAAUAUUCUCCACAAGAACGCACGAAGAGCGCGAAGAGUUCAAAAUGUGGCCGCAUCUUUAUAAGCGUGACAAACGUUUCCCUUGGCGUGACGGAGUAAAAUCACUUUUUCACAAUUCAUAUGCUAAUCCUUUGCCUGACACAGGAUACGAAGAUGAAUAA
Messenger RNA from Rhagoletis pomonella (apple maggot), 534 nucleotides. Its product is annotated as cytochrome c oxidase subunit 6A1, mitochondrial-like. The transcript has 2 exons. Lineage: Eukaryota; Metazoa; Arthropoda; Insecta; Diptera; Tephritidae. Gene Ontology annotation, cellular component: mitochondrial inner membrane. Bases 1 to 534 code for a protein of 177 amino acids. The record is from RefSeq and is a predicted model, not a curated record. Gene Ontology annotation, molecular function: enzyme regulator activity. Gene Ontology annotation, biological process: mitochondrial electron transport, cytochrome c to oxygen.